AUGCACAACGAAACCUUCCUCUUCUACGGGUCCAACCAUCACGCAGGCCCACGCAUACUUGUCGGUUUACUUCAGCAACAAAUCUGGCUCGUCAAUGCACGUCAGUUAUGCAACACGAUCGUCAGGCACGUCAGAUUCAUAGGACGACGAGGGCCUGUUGCUCGGCUAUACAGCGACAAUGCAACGAAUUUUGUCGGAGCAGCUCGCGAACUUCAAGAUCUUGUCAAGGCUUUCACUGCUCACAGCUGCGCAAUGGUAGAACAUGCUGCAACGCACGGGACAGAGUUCGUCUUCAUUCCCCCUCGAGCCCCCCACUUCGGUGGCUUGUGGGAAGCAGCAGUGAAGGUCGCCAAGCAUCUUCUCAUUCGGGCCAUCGGCAGCGCUUUGUUGAGCAAGGACGAGCUCGACACAAUCGUCGUGGAAGUGGAAGCUAUACUGAACACCAGGCCAAUAGUAGCCGUCACCACCAAUCCGAACGACAUUCAAGCCAUAACCCCAGCACAUCUACUAGCUGGUCGAACGCUAGGUGCGCUGCCACCCGUGUCCGUGCAACGAGUCAACGACGACAAGCUCUCUUACUUGAGCAGAUGGCGGCUCGUGUCCGCCAUCAAGGAGCGCUUUUGGACCAGCUGGUUGAGAGAGUACCUUCUCAGCCUUCAACAGAAGCAGAAGUGGACCAAAGAUCAGCACAACCUCGUGGAAGGCACUAUCGUAUUAAUUCAAGAGGACAACAUUCCGUCGCAAGCGUGGCUGCUAGGCGUCGUCACUAAAGUAUUUCCAGGAUCGGAUGGAAAGGUUCGAGUGGCAGAGGUCAAAACGAAAAACAAUCAUGUCAAACGAGCCAUUCAUCGACUAGCUCCGCUCCCUAUUAACUGA
Drosophila takahashii is the source of this 876-nucleotide messenger RNA. RefSeq lists its product as uncharacterized. Gene Ontology annotation, molecular function: nucleic acid binding. NCBI's taxonomy places the organism in Eukaryota, Metazoa, Arthropoda, Insecta, Diptera, Drosophilidae. The record is from RefSeq and is a predicted model, not a curated record.